AUGGCUUAUACACACACCCUUGACGACAAGUAUAACAUUGAACUAAGCCAACGACUGACUACCAUACGGAGCCCUAGUAGCACAGGUUCAGGAGGCUCUUCGAGUGGAGCAGCUGCCUCAGGUGCCACUGGCCCUGUACUGCAAGAGUUGCAGCUCCAAGAUUACCAGGUUCUUCAACAAAUCGAUGCGCAACAAGCCCAGUUACGCCAUGUACGUAACCAGGCUCGUCUUGUGAAGCAAAUGUUGUCAAACUGUGGUUCAACUGCUAUGCUGCUGGCUGGGCCUGCAGCUGCCUCUGGCAUGAGUGCAGGUCUCACUACUACUAUUAGUGCAACCAGCAGUAAUACUAGUGCCUCUUCCUCCACCGGAGUGGCCAAUGAAGUCUCAGGAGCUUGUACCACCUCAGCCACUACUUCCACCGCCUCCAUAACAGUUACCCCUGGAGCGGCUAGUCCUGCUGAUGUGCUGGUAUCCAGACUAGCUGAUCUCAAAAUGGUUACUGGGUCUGCCUCAACCACAGGACAGUCUGCACAAGGCACAAAUGGUAAUUAA
Molecule: messenger RNA, 552 nt
Organism: Protopolystoma xenopodis
Lineage: Eukaryota; Metazoa; Platyhelminthes; Monogenea; Polystomatidea; Polystomatidae
Source: the annotation of a GenBank genome assembly